AUGUUCGUGAAUUGUAACUUCGAUUAAUGCAAGUGGUGUUGUUGACCAAAAUGUCCCAGUCACCAACCUAAAGGUCCUUGACCGUGAUGUCACACAUGUUAAUUCUAUUUUCACUAAUCUCUCGUUGAUCCCAAUUUCUGUGUACACAUACGAUACGUAUCGUUGUUUAAUCGAAUUUGAAUAGGCGUGGAUUAAAAAGAAAAUUAGAAAAAGAAGAUAAAAUUAUUAAUGUUUUUAGUCUUGAAAUGACCUCAAAAUCGUAGAGAUGGUUGUGGUUGAAGUUACUAGCGACUAAUGUGACCUAGUCAAGAAUUUCAACAAGAGUUAUAAAAUUGCUUUUUCAACUUGUUAUAGACUAAUCCUAAAGUUAAAUACAAUGGUUGCUACUUGCUAGUAAGUAUGAUGUUCACAUCUAAUUUAAAAAGCGUAAAACUCAUUAGUUUUUUCAUAUACAUUAAUCCUAAAGAUAAUCCGCUAAACAUUGUGUAUAAACCUUGAGAACGCGUCAUUUGUUUUGUAUUCUUUCAUCAGUUUAAUAAUAUCUAUAUACGUCAAUGUACACAUAAGAGUAUUUAUAUUUUUUGUUAAACAAUGGAGUACACUACAUUAUAGUGUGAACAAGUAAAAAUUAAUUUUAAAACUAUAUAAAAGCCGCCCAAAAGAAAAAAUAAUAAUAUAAAGGUCGCGUACCCCCUAAUUAAGUUGCCUCAUCAUUCCCAUCUCUCUUUCUCAUCCUCAUUUUUUUUCCUUCACAGCCUCUUUCUUCCAGAAAUGGCGGAGACAAGUUUCUAUAUCGGAGUCAUAGGAAAUGUAAUCUCCGUACUCGUCUUCCUCUCACCAGUGGAGACGUUUUGGAAAAUAGUGAAGCGAAAAUCGACGGAGGACUACAAAAGCUUACCGUACAUUUGCACGUUGUUAGGAUCGUCUCUAUGGACAUACUACGGCAUCGUCACUCCCGGAGAAUAUCUUGUCUCCACCGUUAAUGGCUUUGGUUCUUUUGUUGAAAUCAUCUAUGUCUCCCUUUUUCUCAUUUAUGCCCCUCGACAUCUCAAGUUAAAUACAAUCGUAGUGGUUGCGUUGUUGAACGUCUUUUUCCCAAUAGCAGCAAUUGCGGCCACGAGAAGUGCGUUUAAAGAUGAGAAAAUGCGUUCUCAGUCUAUGGGGUUCAUCUGUGCUGGCCUCAACAUUGUAAUGUAUGGUUCUCCUCUUUCUGCUAUGAAAACAGUAGUGACGACAAAGAGCGUGAAAUACAUGCCGUUUUGGUUGUCGUUUUUCCUCUUCUUAAACGGCGCGAUCUGGGCAGUGUAUGCUUCACUCCAACACGACGUUUUUCUACUUGUGCCAAAUGGAGUGGGGUUUGUGUUUGGGACAAUACAACUCAUACUUUAUGGAAUUUACAGAAACGCCAAACCGGCCGGUUUAAGCAACGGUUCGAGUGAGAUUGCUGCAGAUGAAGAGGAAGGCCUCACAUCACGUGCCCCUCUCCUUUCUUAAACCUAUUUUAUAAAAUUAUAAGAUUAUUUUUUAGUUUCUUGGCGAGUGUUUGUUUUGAUUUGUUUUUUCUAAUAAAUAUAAAUCUUUAUCAUUUCUUUGCCAUUAUUGUGGUGUGCGAUUUUUUGUCCCUUGUUUUUAGAAGCAAAUUAGAUCAAACUGGUGUGUCUUUUUUGUCUUGUAGUGCUUGUAAUGAUACACGUUACAUAUAGUAUCAAUCGGAGGAUUGUCAGCCAGAA
This is a messenger RNA of Brassica rapa (field mustard), 1730 nucleotides long. Its product is annotated as bidirectional sugar transporter SWEET17. Gene Ontology annotation, cellular component: membrane. Gene Ontology annotation, biological process: carbohydrate transport. Gene Ontology annotation, molecular function: sugar transmembrane transporter activity. The record is from RefSeq and is a predicted model, not a curated record. NCBI's taxonomy places the organism in Eukaryota, Viridiplantae, Streptophyta, Magnoliopsida, Brassicales, Brassicaceae.